CUCCCAUACAUCGUAAAAUAAAUGCAUGCAAAAAAUGAUAUUUUUCCUCCCCGUAAUCAUUUCUUAAGUAGCUAUAUACACCUUGGUCGACCAUAAAACGGCGAUUCACAACCCAAACGUCAGAUGGCGAUGCCUUCAUUGCUUGUCUAGUUGCUCCAGGUUGAUGCGGACUGCAACAAGACCUUGUUUGAGUGUGUAGCAUUAAAAACAAAGAAAACUGCGUAAAAGAGUUACGAAGUGUGAAAAAAUCCGUUUUGCUGUGUUUUCUUCGUGCCAGUCGUGAAAAGAAUAGUGUUUUCUUCAUCUAUAUAUUCGCUGUUUGCAUCAACUAACAUCCCACACAAUACGAUGCUCGAUCUCGAAGUUACUCCAGAGCGUUCGCUCGGUUCGACCACCGAGAAUUGGGAAUUUGUUCUCGGAAUGCAUUUUUCUCAAGCAGUUGCCAUCAUACAGUCUCAAGUAGGAAUUAUAAAGGGAGUACAGGUGCUUUAUUCUGAUACGAAUCCGCUCAACGUAGAUAUAAUCAUAAACAUGCCGCAGGAUGGUAUCCGUCUAAUAUUCGACCCGGUACAGCAGCGGUUGAAGACGAUCGAGGUGUUUAACAUGAAGCUGGUCAAGCUAAAGUACUGCUCAAUGACGUUCAACUCGCCCGAGGUAGUGCCAUCGAUCGAAGAGAUCGAACAUUCGUUCGGUGCCACGCACCCGGGCGUGUACGAUGCCGCCAAGCAGCUGUUUGCGUUACACUUCCGAGGGUUAAGCUUCUACUUCCCGGUCGACAGCAAGCUGCAGCCCGGCUACGCACACGGGCUCGGUUCGCUGCACUUUCCCAGCGGUGCCUCCCCGGUCGUUUCCAAAAUGGCCAUCUACUCGGGUGUGAACGUCAUCGACAGUCGUCCACCGCCACUGCCGCUCUCCUGCUACCAUCAGCAGCUGUACCUGGAGGCGGCCGCCGUACUGCGGAGUGCGCACGGUACGCGCGGCCUACGGUUGCAGCUGUACACCGAAGGAUCGAUCCGAUCGCUCGAACCAAGGAAGCAGUGCCUAACGCGAGAAAUAUUAUUCGGCGAUAGCUGCCAGGAUGUGGCUAGCAAUCUUGGUGCACCGUCAAGGGUAUUUUUCAAAAGUGAAGAUAAGAUGAAAAUCCAUUCCCCGAGCGCCCACCGACGUGUUCAGUCCAAGCGGAGUGACUUCUUCUUCAACUACUUUACCCUCGGCAUCGACGUGCUGUUCGAUGCGCGCACGCACAAAACGAAGAAGAUCAUCAUGCACACAAACUUCCCGGGCCAUUACAACUUUAACAUGUACCACCGGUGCGAGUUUCAGCUGGAGCUGGCAGCGGACAAAGUCACUGAAGAUGCCCCACUGGAUGCACCUGUUACGAUAACGGCCUACACGAAGUGGGAUGCAAUAGCGUCCCGUUUAGCACCGGCCGAACGUCCCGUCGUACUGCAUCGCGUUGGUUCGACCAAUACGGCGAACGUGUUCGGUUCGACGUUCAGCUACGGGUACCAGGAUAUCAUUUUCGAGGUCAUGCCGAACAAUUACAUUGCCUCGGUAACGCUCUACCAACCGGCGACACCGUUCCAUGUGGCCGAUUGGAACACCACCACCAUCACCGGUCACAUCGGUAGCAGCAGUAGCAGCACCGGCAGCAGUACGGCACCGAGCAGUACCAGCGGCCGAAAUGUGUUGCUGCACGAUGCCAAGCCAAAUCAGGCCAACAUUCGCAUCACCGCAUGACCGAUGGCGGGUCGAAGCGGUGAAAAGAAACCCGCUGGUGGUUUCGAGCACCGACAGGCGGGUGGCCUGUAAGUUUUGUUCUCAUCGUCACCCACGGGCCCGGCUUCAGGAAUGUUAAUCAUCACCGCCAUUCAUCUUCUCACUCCAUUGCUCAUCCCGCUGUAGCAUAACGCUCUACAGGAGCGACGACAAAAUGGUACGAAAACGGAAACUUAAAAAGGCGAAUUCAAUCGAAAGCACCAGAUUAUGGGCAUAAUAUUAAUAACGUGUAUUUAAAUCCCUUCAUUGCAUCGCAUAUUCCUUUCACUCUCAUCCCUGCUGUACGCCAAGUAAUGCUCCUUCUCUUCCUGUUUUUUUUUUGGGGGUUUGUUGUUGUUUUUCGUUUCCCCUCGGGUGAAAGGAAAGUGGUACCGCCCAACAGUACCGAUUGUUUUCAUUUUGUCCCCUCCCAUUCUUCCAUCUUUUUUUUUUGUUUUUGGUUAAUUCUUUUUUCUAAUCAUAUAUACACAUAUAUAAAGGUUAGGAUUACAGAACGAAAUGUUAUAAUAGGAAGUUUCAAACGGUUUUUCAUUUGGUUACGCGUCUGCCUGCUGCAACUGUGUCAUGUUCCGUUUUGCUCCGUAUUCAUUGGUAGGGUCUCUUUUUGUAGACCGUGAACGAGUCUUACACACCUACAUAGGUAGAAUGUACGAGCGGAUCUAGUUGAUUACUAAUUCCAAUUUAUCGAAUAGCUUUAAGACUGUUGCUGCUUAAACAACCACAACCACAAAAAAAGAGAAGAUAAAAAUUGGAAAAACGCAUAAGCUAAGGGUGAUAAAGCACGCAAAAAUAAUGACAGAACAGGAAAAGAAACACAAACACACACAGAAAAAAAGGCAGGAAAUCAACUAUGCUACCAAAAAUGUACGUAAACAGUGUAAAAAUGUUUCUAGUGCAAGCGCGCAAGGGAGAAGCAAAAGGAAGUAUGAUGAUAUACUGUGGAGACAUUGGACGCGUUUAGCAAUGGAUCCACAAAGGUGUCCCAGGUGUUUGGGGUGCUGUGAAUUGCUUCUCAUCAUCAAACCCAUCGGCAGUGGUAGUGCGGUUCUCCCGUCCCGUGUAAGCUAUGGGUGAAGCGAAACAUUAGAAACGAAAGCAAAAAAGAAGAAAAAAAAAACAC
Molecule: messenger RNA, 2899 nt
Organism: Anopheles funestus (African malaria mosquito)
Lineage: Eukaryota; Metazoa; Arthropoda; Insecta; Diptera; Culicidae
Product: PHAF1 protein CG7083
Exons: 5
Coding region: 349-1740 (463 amino acids)
Biological process (GO): Golgi to plasma membrane protein transport
Cellular component (GO): trans-Golgi network
Source: RefSeq, a predicted model, not a curated record